Molecule: messenger RNA, 7833 nt
Organism: Debaryomyces tyrocola
Lineage: Eukaryota; Fungi; Ascomycota; Pichiomycetes; Serinales; Debaryomycetaceae
Source: the annotation of a GenBank genome assembly
AUGACCUUCGAAGGUAUACAGCUAACAAAAAGCGCUAUGAUUGGCUUCGAGAUGAACGAUAUAUUGUAUUAUGGCGGGUUGGUAUUGGGCGCUUGGGUGAUUGGAUGGUAUCUAAUAUAUUUUGUGAGUGGGUUUCAUUUGAAAACCAUAGGAAUAAAUAACGGUGUACUGUUCAAUGGGAUCAGUUACAGCAACAAGAGGGUGAGUGUGACGCUCAGGACAUUCAGAAUUCGGUUGUGGGGGAAUACGAGAAAGAUUGUGAUGGAUGAUUUGGUGAUAAAAUUGCAUAGUCGGGACAGACCCACGAUAAGGCCCAAAACCCCCGAGAAAGGGGACGAUUUGGGCGAUGGGACAAUUGAUUUGACGAUAUUUCCGUCGAAUUGGGCCGCCAGGGCUGUCGUGCGGUUCGUCCUUGGUCAUUUACCAAGCAUAGACAUUGGAUUGAAGCAUAUAACGUUAUUACACCCAGACUCGACGUCCACCACAAUUGAGUACUUGCGGUUUAUGUUGAAUUCGAGAUACAGCAAGAAGUCAGCCAACAACUUGAAGUUUUACACUACAUUGGUGGUGAAUGAGGUGGUGAACUCGAGCGAAUCCGACAGUUUGAAGCUGGUGCCCCCCAUGUCGUUGCUGACAUUAAAGUUGCAAUUGAAUUUGCAGAUUAACAUGGAAAAGGGAAAUGUUCAUAAUAUCCAGGUGAGACUCUUCACCGAUGAAUUCAAGUGUGUUAUAUUCAGAACAGCCAAGCUCUUCAUCGAUAGAAUUAAGAGAGACAUGGAAUUCAGCGAUAAGAGCAACGAGCCGGGAAUCGAAUUUGCCCCUAAGUCUAACGUCGAGUCCCAAACCAAUUAUACUGAAGAGGAAUCACAGGAGCAGGAAGAUGCUGGCUCAUCGAAGCAUCCAAUCAAGUUUGAUAGAUAUAUCAAGAUUCGAAAUAAACUAUAUCCGGUAAUCAAGGAAAUAUCGUUCAGUUUAGACAAUUCAGAAUUAUUGGAGAUUCCAUUCGCUAUCACGGAUAAGGAAAUGUCCUUCAGCGAUUAUUUUGAUUAUUCUUCUCGUAAGCGCUCCUUGGAUUUGUUUUCAAAGAGCAUUUCGUUUAAUUAUCUGAAAUUAAAUAAAACGGCCGCAGGAUUUCAUGUUUUAUUUGACUCUGAAGUAGACGACCCAUUUCAAGUUAAUACUUCUAUUCAGUCUUUAAGAGUUAACUAUUGCAAACAUACCAAGGAAAACAAUCAAGCAACUUGUCAUAAGGAUGAAGUAUUAAAUAUUCCGAACUUUAAUUACACCUACAAAUCUAACAUUUUAGAUUGUAUAGUUCGAGAUAAAGGGUUUAAAGAUUGUGUCACUGAAUUUGCUGCUUCAGCUUGUAGCCCCAUGAUCGAUCUAAAUACCAUCCAAUUGGCAACGUUCAUAUACAAUUGCGUAUUAAUAAAGAAGUAUUUUACUUUAAAGCAUUUGAAGAAGAGAAAUAAAAAAUUGAAUCGUGAAAUAAUUAAGGAACACAUUAAUGCUAAUAAUGAUACUGAUAUUGACAGUGAUGAUAUAGACACAACUCAAGUAGAAUCUGAUAGUAAUGAUGCUGACAACCUUGAAAAAUUAUCUCGAACAAAAUACAAACAUAAGUUGCUUAAACUUCUCGACGAAUAUUUUCCAAGAGUUGAUACAAAGUUUGUCAUCGAACAACCCAGAUUUAUAAUAAGACACCACAAUAAGACUACAAAUAAAACUCAAAUAUUAGACUUUUCAUAUUCAUUACUAAACUUUCAUACAUUCACUACCCCAACACGAGACUACAACGUAAAUUGCCACAUAAUACAUCCUUGUGUUAAUUAUGUACAAAAAUCUAGCGUAAUGUUACAAGAUGAGAAGAAUAAAGUAAUCAAAAAACAAGUAUUAAGUCUCAGGUCAAUAAAUUUCAAGCUUGAUAUCUUGAAAAAUCUUGAAGUAAAAUCUACAAUAGUGAUAAAUGAGCCUAGGGUAGAUUUAUCUCAAUUGAAUAUAAUUGCUGGCAUUAAUGAUUUAUUGCAAGAUAUCACAUGUAUGGCACAAGAACAUUUGAAUUCUGGAUUAGUUAAUUUAAAUUUAAAUGCUGCAAUUAUCAAACAAAGACUAAUAUUUCCCGAGAGUACACAAGGAUCUACUGCAGAAUCGACACCAUUAGAAUAUAAAUUAUUCAGAUAUUUACCAAAUUGGUUUUUGGGCCUGGAAAUAAUUAUUUCCAAACUAAGUUUCAUUUUGGGAUCUCGUUCAGUAUUGAUUGCUAAAGAUUACUUAGAUGAAAUUAAUGGAGAAGGUUAUAAUUCAGAUUAUUUCCCUGAAAAUCACAAAUUAAGAAAUGUAAUGUUCACUAUUGACAACUUGAAUUUGAACAUAAGAAAUAAGGCUUAUGAUCCAAAGUAUAAUCACACCAAUUCAGAAUCUACAGAUACUUUAGCCGCAAAUGAAAAUGUAACCGUAUUUUGGGACAUUGAUAUGCAAAUGAGCAAAAUUCAAUGUGCACUUCAACUUCUUUUGAAUAAAUCAAAUGAUGAAUACGAGGAAUUUUUGAAUUUGCCCAUGACAGAUAUCUUUGUCAGUGCAGUUAAUUCUAACGGUAUAAAUGAUUUAAAAGUGGACAUAUGCGUAGACGAUGUGAUAGGCGAUUAUGACAGGUACAAACUUUCUAUUCUCAUUGGGGCGAUCUACUUAGUAAGAGAAGCCAUAUUAGCUCCCAUAAAAUUGAUCAAGAAUAAGCUUAGGAAUGACAUGCAGAAAGUUGCCAGUAAGUCAUCUACUCAGAUUGAAUCACAAACAAGAAAGAUUAGUGAUUUUGCGAUUCUUAACUGCAAAAUCAAACAAUCGAACUUAAUAGUACACUUGGAUGAUAAUUAUAAAAUCAAAUUACAAUUAUUUGACACAGUUGCAAAUCUUAAUAAAGGAGUUAUUAGUUUGAAUAAUAAGUUCUUUAGAAUACUUGCAGAUUCGCCAUUUAUAGCAAAUAAUUGGUGCAGAAUUGCGUGUGUUGAUGAUCUUAAGAUGUCUGUGAAUGAUCCUUCAAAUGAGUCAAAAAUUGCUAUUGCAUCUGAUUCUAUAAGGCUUAUUCAACCACAUGGGUUUGUGAUAUACAGAUUGUUUGAUAAUAUAUCGAUCACAAUUAAGAUUUUAAAGCACUUGAUUAGCUGCUUAAAGAAUGAUCACCUUAAGCGAAGAAACAUUGAACCAAAAGAGGGUAAGGCCAUAAAUUUCCCUCACAUUCGUAUUAAAUCGAAGAAAUUAUCUUUUAAUAUGGAAGAUGAUCCGUUUGAAUGCGAGUUAAAUAUGAUACAUCAAUUAGGAAUUGUGGAACAACGGAAACGAUUGGAACAGGUGUCUUUAUUUGAAGGAAGAACUUCUGAAGCAAACCAAACGAAAGAUGACUUUACCUCUAUUGAAAGGGAAGAGAAAUUAUACCAAUUAAGAAAAUCAAUUUCAGCAUCUUGGAUAAGAAAAGUAAAGGUUUAUAAGGCUAGAUUGAGUGAUGAGAUUACUCAAAAUAAAAAAUUUUUGUUUGGAAAUGAAGCCUUAUUACCUGUCGAUAAAAAUGAAGGAAUAAUUGCAUACAUGAACCAAGCUCCCUUAUUAUCCGUGAUCGUGUCUGGCUUUGAUUUAAAUAUAUCGACAACAAAAUUUAAUUUGGAUCAAUUACCGCAAUUUAUUCAUGAUAUGGGGCAGGGUGUUCCUGUCGAUACCCGUUAUUCAUUAAUGAUUCCAAUGUUUAUUAGCCUCCAGCUUUUGGAACUUCGUAUGCAUUUACAUGAUUACCCCCUUCCGUUAUUACGCGUCCCAUACAACAUGGAUAAUACAUCCAGUUUAUCUAUGGCAGGUCAUUUAAUCCUAUCAGAGGCUUUGGUAAAUGAAGCAGAACAUUUGAGAAAUUUACAUAUUCCUCUAGUACCAGAUGUUAAAAACGUUGUAGGUGAUAAGCAUUAUGCCUUAACAAUAAACAAGUCUUUAUCAUCGGUAAAGCUAUUUACGGACCUUAGUGUGAAAUUUACGUCACAAGAAGCAAGCAGAUUUGUAUGGGGUCAAUCAUAUCAAUUUGGAAUACAACAGGUUCUGUUAAACUUUGAUCAAUUUUCAAAACCUCCAGUUGAUCCAUCGUUGAAGCUUGGAUUUUGGGACAAGAUAAGAUACAUUAUGCAUGGAAAAUUUAAAAUUGAAACCGGGUCACAUAAUAGCUUGGAAGUAGCAUUCAAAGGCUCCAGGGAUCCUUAUGAUUUGUUCAACGUGUCAUCGGGAUUUGUAUUAGCAUUCAAUGAUAACGUGUUAUGGACGGUUAAUGAAAAUGAUGAUUCUCAACUGUUUAUGAAAGUUAAAUCAGAUAAAGUAUUGUGGUAUAUUCCUAAUUAUUUAGCAACACCGUUAGUUUCGUGGUCAAGGGAUAGUUCAAAGUACAUUUUCUUACCAAACUCGAAAAACUUUAUUUCAUCAUGUUUUGCGUACUUUUUGGAGGAAACGCCACAUACCGAUUUAGAUACUCAAACAUCAAAAUCUCAUAUUCACGAAAAGAAAGUAGUAAGCUUGAAAGGUGGUGUUAAUUUUAUCAUUGGGUUUUUAUUGCAAAGACAUACUGGUUCUGAACUCACCUCUCGUGAAUCUAAACACCAUUAUGACGUUAAACUCUUCAAUCCAGAAUAUACCAAAGAGGGCCACGACUCGUAUGCUGGAUUUAGAAGUGAUCGGAUUAACAUGUCAAUUUCUUUUCACGCUAAUACGGAAAAUAGUUACAACUGUAUUCAUUUGAGUCCUAAUACUUUUAAGCAGUUUUUUAAUUGGUGGACAUUAUUUGCAGGAAACAUGAUGUUACCUAUAAGACGAGGUGACUUAUUUGGUGAUUCCAAAAAAUCAAUGAAGUUUUCUCAACAUUUAUUUACUAAUAAAUUCCAAUUUAAUUUUAAAUCUUUAUUCAUCUCACAUAUUUAUCGAGAUGAAAAUGUUGAUGCAAACGAUGAUAAGAUUGAAUGUGUUGGAGUUCGAGGAAAAAUGGACGAAUUCCUGGUCGACUUGCAUCAAGUUAAAGAGCCCCGUGUCAUGAUACAUGAAGGGUUAUCCAAGAAUAAAAAGAUAAUGAAAAUGAAUUUCCGAUUAGGUGAAGUGCAUCUAACGGGAAUAGAUUUGAGGACAGUCAAUGCCAUUUUUGAUCAAGACAUAUAUGCGCGUAGGAUACAAAGUGAGGAUAGUAAAUCUAAAUUUUCUGUCUUUGAUAAUGAUGCACAAUGGUUUGAUAUUGAAGACUACGAAGAGGCUUUUAUUCCUACUUUAAGGAAAUCACGUAGAUCAAUCAAAAUACAUGCAUUAAUGUACUCUAAAAGAUUUUCUUAUUUAAGAGAUACAACCAAUGAAUCAGACGAGGUGAUCGAUACGCAAGAGGAGGAUAAUGCACAUGGCUGUCUCCUAGGAUCAAAGAAUAUUUAUUCCCUUCAAAUAGAGCUUUUGAAAGAUCGAAUAAGUCAAUUAGAGGAAAGAAUAAAGGUUAAUAAAACCAAGCAGCUAUCAAACGAACAAUUGUAUAAAAGAAUUGAAUUAUUGAAGAAUGAUAUUCAGGAACAGGACACGAGACGCUUACAAAGAAAGGAACAACGUGAUAGAUCAAUGAAGCCGAAUUUUAAUUCUAUGUUCCAUAACAAAUUCGUUUUGGUCUGCAUGUUUUUAAAAUGGAAUGUUCAAAAUAGAAAUUUAUUAUACAAAUAUGUUCAUUUUGUUCAAUUAAAGGUUCAGUUAAGAAAGUAUCUAUCUUACGAAUCUAUUAGGGCAAUUCAUAAUAUUAUUGAUAAUAACAUCGCCGAAACCGGUGGCGAUGAACUUUCUAUGAUUUCGGAAACAUUAAGUAAGAUAAAACUGGAAAAACUAGCAAACGAAAUUUCUAGAAACUCUGAAUCGUCACAACAAAGGUUGAACAACUUUGAUAGUAUAAUAUGUAAAGCCGACGAAAAUGAACGUAUAUCGGAGGAUUUCCUAAUUGAAAUUCUCUAUCCUCAAAUUCAAUUACAAAGUGAUGAGACACCAGAUAGAAUCGUUUUGAUGGCAGUUCCAAGCAUUGAUGCGAAAAUUGUAUCCGUACUUACGAAAUCGAACAAUCAAUUAGUCGUUAACGAACGUGAAUUAGAAAACAGGUAUGGUGUAAUAUUAAGGGAUGCAAAUAUCUUCGUUUUAAAUAAAGAAGACGUUCUGAAUGUGAAUAAAUUAAUUUUGAAUAAAAGGACGUACGGAUCGACAACAAGCUGGCCUCCUUGGUUAGGUAUUGAAAUUUGUAAAAAUGGAAGACUAGCAGGAGAGGAUAAAUUAAUAGUUGAGAAAACAUCAAUGUUGAUUACCUAUGAACAGAUCAAUCCAUUGGGAAUUCAAUUGAUCAAUGAUAAUAAUGAGCGUACCUCUGAGUUAGGUGAAAUGGAGGUUGAAUCUAUAUCCCGAAAGGUCAAUGUAGAUAUACCGGAAUUCAAGAUCCUAUCGACAGCAAAACAAUAUCACACUUUGUACGUUAUCGUUUUAAAUCUACUCUUUUAUGUCGAGCCUAAGAGUAAAUCCUUAGGUGAGAAACUAGAGAAAUUGAAGUUCUCCAUAGAUUUCUUGGAUUUGAUUGCGUUGAAUGAAAGGUUAACUAACCUACACAAAUACUAUAGACUAAUUAAUAUUUUGUCUAAUAAUUAUGGGUUCAGGCAAGAUAUGUUAGAUAAUGAAGGUUUGAAUGAUCAUUUACUGCUUAACGUUGAACGAGGAAAUGCUAUCACUGAGAUAUAUUUGUUGAUGAAUUCAUUGUUAACUGGAGAAUUAUUUAAUGAUGAUUCUAAUUCUAAAACAUUGGCUGAAUGGAAUAUAAAUGCCGACAGUAUCCAGUUAUUUAUGCUCGAGGAUGAUCGGACCCCGUUUUUAAAACUUUUAAUGGAUCACGGAAAGUAUAGAAGAAGGAUCAGUGAAAAUGGCUCAAAUGAUAAUAGAAUUGAAAUUGAAAAUAUGCAAGGUAUUAAUUUAUUUUAUAAUGCUUAUUAUACAAGAAUGAUGGAGCCGCUAACCGGACUUUCUGGUAACGAAAACAAUGAAUCUAACAAUUUGAUAACUGUUGACUGGUCCAUGAAAAGGUCUAUUGGUGGUAUUAAAGUAUUGGAUUAUUUUUCGAUAAAUUCACAACCGUUAAAUAUCAAAAUUGAUGAAAUAACUGGUGAGAAGGUAUUGAAAUACAUAUUCCCUGGAUCAGACACCGAAAAUUUUAAUUUGCUUGGAAAUAGUUCACAUGGUAAUGAAGAAGAGAAUGAUAGCGAUCUCGAUGAUGAUAAUGACAACAGGAAGAACCGAGAAUCGUUUGCUCAAGAACUCGAAGGAUCGAAAAAAGCUGUAACUUUUGAAGACGAUAAUUCUAGCUCGAACAAAAGUCGUCAAAGAAAUCAAAUGAAGUUUGAUCGGUCCAUGACGAGACUAUCAAAUAAUAAGCUGCAGUUGUCUAGUUCGGUAUCUUCGAAUGAUGAAGCAGAUGCAGACUUAGAUGAAAUGCUUGAAAGAUCAAAGAAAUAUUUGAGCAUCGGGAAUUUGAACAUUAGCCCAAUAUGCCUUUUGAUUUCAGUGAAGUGUCACAAUGGAUACAAGAGAAUCUUAAAUGUUCAAGAUUUAUUUAUAAAGUUACCCGAAUUUACUAUUGGAAACCAAGUAUUAUCCUUAUUAGAAGUAACCAUGAAAUUCAAGAGGAUGAUAAAGAAAGCAUUAUUAAGCCACAUUGGAAGGCUAUUAAGAAAUAAGAUGACAGUUAAAAGGAACAGAAUAAGAAAUAAAACUGCUGCAAAUGGUCAAAUAGCAGAUGAAGCAAUUAUAAAUACACAGUUAUGA